CCGGUGGAUGCCCUAUGACUGGCCGGAGUUUGGAGUUGGACUUGUGCGUCUUUCUCGGAGCAGCGCUUGCUGGGGGUGGGGUGGGGACUGGGAUGUUGUUGUAAAAUGCAAGUUGGAUAGGAAAAAGACCUCUCGCCAAGGGCCCCAAUGAGUGGCACACAGCCUACUAUCACGGACAGGUUUCCCCUCAAAAAACCUAUAAGGCAUGCAAGUAUUUUGACCCGAGAGUCUCCAACAGACAAGAAGCAGAAAGUUGAACGCAGUACAUCACAUGACUUUGACCCCACAGACAGCUCCUCCAAGAAGACAAAGUCUAGUUCAGAGGAGAGUAGAUCGGAGACAUAUGGUCUUGUUCAGCGCUGUGUGAUAAUCCAGAAGGAUGACAAUGGAUUUGGGCUGACAGUCAGUGGAGACAAUCCAGUCUUCGUACAGUCUGUUAAAGAAGAUGGAGCAGCCAUGCGGGCUGGAGUACAAACAGGUGAUCGAAUCAUCAAGGUAAAUGGAACUCUAGUGACUCAUUCAAACCAUUUGGAAGUGGUAAAGCUGAUCAAAUCGGGUUCCUAUGUAGCUCUCACUGUUCAGGGACGCCCACCUGGGUCGCCCCAGAUCCCAUUAGCUGAUUCUGAAGUGGAGCCAGCAGCCUUUGGACAUAUGUCUCCCAUCAUGACAUCACCCCAUUCACCUGGAACAUCUGGAAAUACAGAGAGAAUCACCAGUCCAGUGUUGAUGGGGGAAGAAAACAAUGUGGUUCACAACCAGAAAGUAGAAAUACUGAGAAAGAUGCUACAGCAAGAGCAGGAACGGCUACAGUUCUUACAAGAAGAUUAUAGCCGCACACCUGCUCAGCGAUUGCUUAAGGAGAUUCAGGAGGCCAAGAAACAUAUUCCUCAGUUGCAGGAACAGUUAUCCAAAGCAACAGGCUCAACUCAGGAUGGAGCUGUAGUUCUAUCCAGCAAGACUUCUGGUGACUCCCUUCCACUCAGUGAAGUAGAAGCAGACAGUGGUGAUGGGUUAGGCAGAAUUGAUUAUAGUAGUGGAGAUGGUUCUCGACCCAAUAGUGACAUUGCGGAUAGUCCCAGAAGUGGCUUGAAGGAAAGGAUUUAUCUAGAAGAAAGUCCAGAGAAAAGUGAGAUGAUACCAGAUAAUGACACUCAAUCAAACAUUGGUAGUCCCUUAAUUCGAACAGCACCUCAGAUCAUUGGAGCGGAAGAUGAUGACUUUGGCACUGAACAUGAACAGAUUAAUGGACAAUGCAGCUGCUUCCAAAGUAUUGAACUGCUGAGAUCCCGCCCUGCUCACCUAGCUGCAUUCCUACACCAUGUAGUUUCACAGUUCGACCCUGCAACACUGCUCUGUUAUCUUUAUUCAGAUUUAUAUAAACAAACCAAUUCCAAGGAGACUCGGCGCAUUUUCCUUGAGUUUCAUCAGUUCUUUUUGGACCGAGCAGCACACUUGAAGGUUUCUGUUCCAGAUGAAAUAUCUCUAGACCUGGAGAAGAGAAGGCCAGAACUUAUUCCUGAAGAUUUGCACCGACAUUAUGUCCAAACUAUGCAAGAUAAAGUUUAUCCUGAAGUUCAGAAACAUUUGGAAGAUUUUAGGCAGAAACGUAGUAUGGGGCUAACCUUAGCUGAAAGUGAGCUGACCAAACUUGAUGCAGAACGAGACCGUGACCGUGUAAUCUUGGAGAAAGAACGAGCAUGUGCAGAGCAGAUCAUUACCAAAAUUGAAGAAUUAUUGAUGACAGCUCAGGCUGUUGAAGAAGAUAAGAGUUCAACAAUGCAAUAUGUGAUCCUCAUGUACAUGAAACAUUUGGGAGUCAGAGUAAAAGAGCCUCGGAAUUUGGAGCAUAAGCGAGGUCGCAUUGGAUUUCUGCCAAAAAUCAAGCAAAGUAUAAAGAAAGAUAGGGAAGGCGAAGAAAAAGUAAAGAGAAGAGGAUUCCCAAGCAUUUUAGGACCCCCAAGGAGGCCAAGCCGUCAUGACAGCAGUGCAAUUGGCAGAGCCAUGGAAUUACAAAAACAACGCCAUCCUAAGCACUUAUCCACACCCUCAUCAGUGAGUCCUGAACCUCAGGACUCUGCCAAGUUACGCCAGAGUGGGAUCUCCAGUGAUGCAGCAGAUGUUAUGUAUAUGCCUCCUAAUCCCAUGUCUUCUUUGACUUCAGGGACUAGUGCCUCCCAAGAUGGAGGAAAAGAGAAUGAAAUGGGGUCAAAACAGAUUGGAGAAGGACCAGCUUCCGGAGAUUCUACAGAUGGUACACCACGAACUCCUAAUACAGUCUUUGAUUUUCCAGCUCCACCAUUAGACCAAUUGCAGGAGGAGGAAGGUGAAAUAGAAAGGUUCCCUGAACAUGGAACACCAAAAUCUUUUCGGAAGCUUGAUAGUAUAGCUUUUGGGGAAAGUCAGAGUGAAGAUGAGCAGUUUGAAAAUGACUUAGAAACAGAUCCACCAAAUUGGCAGCAGCUUGUUAGCAGAGAGGUGCUCUUGGGGCUAAAACCUUGUGAGAUCAAACGGCAGGAAGUGAUCAAUGAGUUGUUCUACACAGAGCGAGCUCAUGUCCGGACACUGAAAGUUCUAGAUCAGGUGUUCUACCAGCGAGUAUCCCGAGAGGGGAUUCUGUCAUCGUCAGAACUGAGAAGAAUCUUCUCCAAUCUAGAAGAGAUUCUUCAGCUUCACAUUGGGUUGAAUGAACAAAUGAAAGCUGUUCGAAAGAGGAAUGAGACUUCUGUAAUUGAUGAGAUUGGAGAAGAUUUAUUGAUCUGGUUCAGUGGAUCAGGAGAGGAGAAGUUGAAACAUGCAGCUGCCACCUUCUGUAGUAACCAGCCUUUUGCCCUGGAAAUGAUCAAAUCUCGUCAGAAAAAGGACUCUCGAUUCCAGACUUUUGUGCAGGAUGCUGAGAGUAAUCCACUAUGCCGUCGACUGCAGCUAAAGGAUAUUAUUCCUACUCAAAUGCAGAGGCUCACUAAAUAUCCCCUUCUGCUGGAUAAUAUUGCUAAAUAUACAGAACGGCCAAAGGAAAGAGAAAAGGUAAAGAAAGCAGCAGAUCACUGUCGUCAAAUCCUAAAUUAUGUGAAUCAAGCUGUCAAGGAGGCAGAGAACAAACAGCGCUUAGAAGAUUAUCAGCGCCGCCUUGAUACAUCUAACUUGAAGCUGUCAGAGUAUCCAAAUGUUGAAGAGCUCAGGAAUUUGGAUUUAACAAAGAGGAAGAUGAUUCAUGAAGGACCAUUAGUGUGGAAGGUGAAUAGAGAUAAGACCAUUGAUCUUUACACAUUGCUGUUGGAAGACAUCCUUGUAUUGUUACAAAAGCAGGAUGAUAGACUGGUGUUGAGGUGUCAUAGUAAAAUUCUAGCAUCUACAGCAGAUAGCAAACACACAUUCAGCCCUGUAAUCAAAUUGAAUACCGUGUUGGUUCGACAAGUUGCAACAGAUAACAAAGCAUUAUUCGUCAUCUCUAUGUCAGACAAUGGAGCCCAAAUUUAUGAAUUGGUGGCACAGACAGUUUCUGAAAAAGCAGUCUGGCAGGACUUGAUUGGCAGGAUGGCCCUGACAGUAAAGGAACAGUCUACAAAGCCCAUCCCAUUACCAGAGUCACCCCCCUGCGAAGGGGAACGUGAGGAAGAAGAAGCUUCAAAGCUGAAGGAGGAAUCGCAUGAUGUUUCUACCUCUAGUCUUCAGAGUCCAGAAAAACAAAUGGGAGCAGAAACUUCUUUAAUGUCAAAACCUCAGUCCCCUUCAUCAGUUAUAUCUGGAAAAUCAGAAAUCAGUGAUCUACUGGCUGAAAGACAGUUUGAAAAGGAACAAAUGGAAGAGACAUCUAAAGAGUCUGGAAUGGACUUUCAGAGUACUAUCCCAGAGCCACAUCUCCCUGUUUGUGAAGAGCGCUGGGCACUGGAUGCACUCAGGAACUUGGGUCUGUUGAAGCAGUUGCUGGUACAGCAGCUAGGUUUGACUGAGAAGAGGACUCCUGAAGACUGGCCACAUUUUUCCAGGUUUAGGACAUCUUCUCAGGGGGUGCAAGUAGAAAGUCCAGGUGUGAGCCAAAAUGUCUUGGACCACUCUGAAAAUAAUAAGACCAGCCAGUUUGGUGAAGGGCAUACGUCCCUCCAAACCAGAACUGGCCAAAUUGCAUGUUACAGCCCAAGGACUUCAAUUGAAUCUCCAGUUCCACAGGAUUAUAUGGAACUGGCAUCUCAAGAUAGCAGGGCAAGUAAUCUUUUAGUCAUGGACCACAUGAUCAUGACCCCAGAGCCGUCUAGUGCAGAGCUAGAAGGGGGUCCUGAUGACAGCGGAGAGCACUUUUUUGAUGCCCGUGAAGCCCACAGUGAUGAUAAUCCUUCAGAAAGUGAUGGGACAGAAAGAAAGGAAGAGGAAGCUCUUCAGUUACGGAUCUCAGGAAAUGUUCUGAUCCUUGAUGGCUUUGAAACAGUUCAGGAAAGCUCUACGGAGGAAGAAGGUGUUUCAAACCUCCCUUCUGUGGGCUGGGCUCACCAGCAGCAAUCUGUUCUCAAUCCCCGGUCUGAUGGAGGAGGUUCUCCAUUCACUCCUGAAUUCCUAGUCCAGCAGCGCUGGAGACCUGGAGAGGAGUCUGGCUUCAGUGCCCAGAGUCCCUCUUCCUCUGCAGAUUCACACAGCCAGAUCAUGCAGUACAUUCGGAAGAUAGAGGCUGACCUUGAACACUUAAAGAAAGUGGAGGAAAGUUACAUGACUCUUUGCCAAAGGCUGGCUGGAUCAGCCCUCACAGAGGAGCACUCAGAUAAAAGUUAAAGCAACAGCUCUUAUUGGUGGCUGGAGGUUGGAUUCUGAGCUUCAGCCUUGCAUCACCACAUCCUGGCUCCAAGGUGGACUGGGAGGGAGUGUGUGACAGAGGAUCUUCCUGUGGACCAUCUGAGUGCUAGCCAUGUCCCAGUAUGCUCAAAAUGGGAAUCAUUUUUUCCCAGUAUGGCAGCUGCACUUGUCUGUCAGUGAGGGAAUGUCCAUUCUCUCAUCUUUUCCCCCUCACUAUCGGAAAUUCAUUUUGAUUUCAGAACAAAAACCAAAUGUACAGAGCUUUGGGUGUAGGAUAUAAAAAAUGUAUUUAGACAUUUUAAAAAAAAGGAAAAAGAAUCAGAUGUAUUUAUUUGACUUCAUUCUGCAUUUUGAAAGCACAUUUUAAUUUUAAUUUUGCUUUUACUGUUUUGUUUUAAUUGCAUAGCAAGAAUUUUAGCCCUUUUAAUUUAGUACACCCAAGGAUCAGCUACUCCUGAAAUCACAGUUCAAGCCUGGGGGUUAGGGUGUUUUGGGAGGAGCUAGAGGGAACUAGGGUGUUUGGGUUUCACUGGACUGAAUUUUAAUACUCCCUACUAGCCCCUAGACUGCUUUUUUGAAGGGCUACUUCCCUAUAGUUUUCAUGUACAGAAUGACCUAGACUAUAUUUAAGAGGGGUCAAAUAGAAGAUGAGUGUCUUAACCUGUGGGACAGGCAUCCAUCUUCUAUAGCUAAGGUCACCUCCCAUGUCACAAAAAUUCUUAAUGCACUAAAUAGCCAGGCACUUGAAAAUUGAUUUAUUUCCUUUCCUACUCCCCUCCUAUACCCCCUAAACCCAUUCUUUUUUUCUUCUCUCCCAUUGAAUCAUGGAAUCUGAGAGGGAAAAGAGAAGCCAAGUUUUAUUUUCUUGACUGUAAAAUAGUCUAGAUAUUGUUUAAUUUUUACAGUUAUAUGUAGGGCUUUGGCACUUGUAUGAAUUAUCCCUGCAGUUUGAGCAGAGAAAAAAAAAGUAGAAAUGCUUCAGAGGGAAAUGGUGGGUUGGGAGAAGGGGGAUGGGGAAUGGGAAUAAAAAAUAGGGUAGAGAGAUUGAAAAAGGGUAUUUGUCAAACUGAAUCACUACUGAGCUGAACCAUGGCUUCAUUAGCUAUGGGUACUGCUGAUUAUAGGGCCAGUAAGUUUUUAGUACCUGGAGGUUUGACUAUGAUUUUUGCACUGAUUGUGCCAAAAUGCUCUCUACUUGUAUUGCAAAGAGAGUCAAGGCUGGAAUGGGGAAAAAAUGCAAUGGAGAAGACAGGACUGCCCACACCAACUCUGUAAGCACUUCCUUUGGCUUUACUGCUGUAGCCCUUUCCAUCCAGGGAAAAAGAGUGACCUUGCAAUUUGAAACUGCAGAUCAAUACCAGAACAUACACUGAACCCUCCAGGCUAGUUCUGCCUGCACUAGGGUUAGUAGCAGAAUUAGCAGGACCCUACAGAGAAUAGGGGUUUCAGAACUUUCACUUGAAAACAUCUUCAGUCACAGACUUGGAACAUAUUCUUUGUGUAUCAGGUAAACAAGCUUUGGAGGUUUUUUGUUUUUGUUUUUUACUUCUUUUCUUUUUAUUAUUUGUUUGUUUUUGCCAAGUAAAACCAUGUGCCAAAUCUGCAUCCUAUUCUUAUACAAAGCAUUCAUUUCGUCACAUCUUCCAGUAGUGUUCUCUACUUUCUGUGAAUGGUCAGUGUAUGAUUUUUUUAUUCCCUUCCUAGCUGUCACAAAAAGAUAUCAGAUUUGUUUCAUCAUAAGUGGUAAGAAUUCCCAGCUGCUUUUCAAAUAUCAUGAAGCUACAACUUAAACAGCUCAUCUGACUGCAUUAAGUUCCAUGCCUCCGUUUUGUCACCUGAACUAUGCUUUUUGGAUAUGGCCACAAUCACUCAUCUGGGGAUAUGCCUAUAGACUGGAACUGCAUCUAGAUUAUUAAAAACAUGUAAUUUAAAGUAGAAUAGGGUAAAGAGCUUUAAAAGCAGAACCCUAGUACACAGAAAACCAGCCUGGAGCUUUUCCAAAUCUACUAGGAGGAGGCUAUAGAGCCUACGUGCUGCUGGCAAGAAUGCUUCAGUCAUUGCCAACCCAAAGGUUAUCUGUAUACAGGUAUCCAUCCAUACACCAGCACCAGCUUGUCUGCAUUAAAGGAGAUGCUGUUAAGUGGGUAUUUGAGAAGUGUCCACUACAGUUUUUUUUGGGGAUAAGAGAAGUAUAACACGACUAUAAAUUUUACUCCAAACACCUACUGAGUAAUCAUUUACCAGUACAUAACUCUUUCAGGAGGUAGGAGAAGUGCAAUGUUUUAAAUUCUAUCAUAGUUAAUUCACUAAACAGUCUUGAACAAGUUAGUUAUUUUGUCCUUCCUUUAGCCUAUUACUCUGCACAAUGGAGAUAGCUGGGGUGGGGUGGGGGGUGGAGGGGACAAGGAGCUCACAAAUGUAAUUCAGGUGUUACAAAAAGUUAUUUGGUAUCUCUGAAAGUAUAGUCCAGGAGAGAUCCCAAAACUUCAACUGCUCUUUCCAUCUUAAGAGCUGCCAGUUGAGGGAGAAAGUUUCCCUUUAAAUCAUUAUAUCUACAUCCUUCUGUUAUUUUCACAUCCUAUCUGCCCUUCCACUUGAAAGGAUUAGGGAAUCACUUUAAGCCAAACUGAUCACUAGAAAGCCUUUUCCUAGGGAGAGAGAAAGAGAAGAUGGGAUCCUAUUUUCCCAGAAGGACACAAAAGUGGAAUAAGUAGUCUAUGGAAAACCAAUGAAUUUUGGGGGGGAUGCUGAAGGGACUAAAUAAAUUGUGUUCUGUCCUAUUGUUUUAAUGGCCUCCUUGACUGUUAAAUGGUGAAAUACAUUUAAAACAUCUCAUUCCCUUUCAGAGAACAGAGAGUUAGUCAAGUUAUAUUGACAAUCCCAAAGCCCCAUGAUUUAAAACUGAGUUUCCUGCCCUAGAAGCCAUAUACUUUGUGUACUCUAAAAUCAGUAUAUAUUCAGGACAAAUUUGAAUUGAAAUUAACUUCCAGAUUUCCCUUCUGAAUCUUGGCUCUUGAGAGCUAAAGAUCACAUUGAUUGUAGAAUUGUACACAGGAUCUUUUUUCAAACAUUUUGCUUUGUUUCCCUAAUAGAAUUAGUUCCUGUUUUUGUAAUUUAAAAAAAAAAAAAUUAUUGCUUUGUUUUAAAGAUAAUACAGAAGAAAACAGGUAUUACUUUAAAAAAAAAAUUAAUUCCCAAGCAAUUUGCAAACAACAGUGCUUUCCCUGCUGCUUUCCAUUGCCUAUUUUCUUUGCUUUUUGGUGGUGGUAGAUUAAACAGAUUGUAUGGAGACUGAAAGGGGACUGAUUUCAAACUGGGAUCUAUAUACCCUAAAAUUCAGUGUUAAUUUGGACUAUUAAACUCAUAACCUCAGAUAUCCUAUUUUCAAAAAAUAUAUACAAAAUUCAAAAAGACAUAUUAAUGAAGAACUUAAAAGUUUGUGCUUGUGCUUUCCACCUUCAGCAUUGUUACUUUUUUUUGUAAAUGUUCUUUCCCACCCUCAAUACCCUUCUAAUAAUGCCCUCCCCUUCCAUAAGUGUGUUCCUUUUCCCAAAGAAUUUACUUAUUCUAAUAACCUAUCUCCCUCCACUGGUGGUGGUUUUGUUAAAGAUUUGCUGAAGGAGUAUAGUUUCUACCCCACCCCACUCCCCAAAAUUAAAUAAAAGGAAACAAACACCCUCUAUUUCCGUGUGCAAACUGACAAGGAGGUGUACUGUAAAAAUGAUCACUAUAAUGUGCAAACGGUUGGUUAUUAUUUUUAAUCUUUGAAUCUCUUCAUAUUAGAACAUCUUAUUUUCUUUGUACACCAUACAAUCAUGUACUCUUUUAACAGAGAUUACUUUAAAAAAAAUCUGGAAGUAUUCUUUAAAGAAAACUUUAUUAAUAAUCCUGUAUUUUUACUGAUCAUGUUUUGAAAUGUCUGAAAGACUUUAUUGUUCUAAUUAUCCAGAUGUAUGUUUGUAAAAUAGCUCUUUUAUGAACUAGAUGAUAAGGUUGUAUGUUUCUGGAACAAAAUAUUGGUCAUCUAAAAAGAACUUUGUUUUCUGGGAUCUGGGAAAAUAGAAAAUGAGCAUUCAAAUAUCAUUAAAUAAGUUUAAAGGAAUCAUUUUUGGUUUGUUUGUGUGUUGUUAGAUUAUUUCAAGUUGCCUGUUCUGUAGGGGAGAGUGGUGAAGCAAGGCAAGCAUUAGUUAAUCUUAGUAGAAAUGACUUUUAGAAAUGUUGCUUAUCAAGGCCACUUUCCUGGCCAAUUACAAUUCAGUAAUGUGAAAACUUUAAUAAAUAUUGUUCUACCUGGUGCUCAUGGGCUCCAAACAUUUGGAGAGAGUUCUAUAGGGCUCACACAGAAAACUUUUUACUUAAUUAUUGCCUUAAACUGAAAACUUUUCAUGUUUUUAGGGUAAAUUCUGUUACUAAGUGUUGAGGCUUCCUAAAGUGCCAACAUCUCUCUGCUCCUACGGAUGCCAAUUUACCUCAGUGGAGCCUCAACAGCUCUGGGAUUUUUUUAUUUUUCUCUUAAUGGAAAUGAGAGGUUACAUGAUUUGUAUAAAUGAGCACAGUCCUGUAUCUUUUGAUUUUGCAGUGUACUGAUUUUCAGUCAUCUAGAGGUAAACAUAACUAUUGAUACACGUUAAAAGUUCUAACAUGAGAAGAAUAUACUUGGUAUUUUGUGGCACAAAUUACUUAAGAAUAUCCAAAAGUACUUUUGUCCUUUCCUUAGUCCUUUCAAGCCUGUUACCUUUUGUAUAAGUAAUAAGCAAUAUUACUUCCCUUUUGCUUCCAGAAAACAGCCUUCUGAGAAUGAAAAAAAAUUUUUCUCCAAAUUUAUAAACCACUUCUAAAUAUUUCAUUUGAGUCUUACUGUAAGUAGACCUAGGAGGGUAGAUACUAAAAAUAAUAUUAUGCUCAUUGUCCAGAUGAGGGAACUGAGGCCCAGAGAACCGAUCCAGAUCCAAGGCUGUUGGCAGUAUACCACCUUGAAUCUUGCUCUCAUCUUCUCUGAGACCAAGUAUUGGUAUCUUGCAAGCCUUUUUUUUUUUUUUUCCAAUAAGUAAUCAAUUUAGAAAAUUAAGAGGUUAUCUCUUUUCUGCUGUAGCAUUUAGAUUUUACUUGUUCAUAGUACCCGAAUAAUAUGAUGGAUCCCAGCUACAAAUAAAUAAUCAUCAAUUAAGCACUACUAUGUGCCAUAUACUGUGCUAAGUGAUAAGGAUACAAAAGCAAAAAUGAAAAGUCUCUUCCUUUAAGGAGCUUAUGUUCUAUCAGGGAGACCACAUGUAUUCUGUGAAUAUAUACAAAAUAAACACAUGAUAAUUAGGAGUAGGGGGUGUUACUCCUAUGGUUUUUGCCAUCUGCCUUAAAUGGCAGCUGGCAGUAAUAAUGGGUCCAUGCAUUUCAUCAAUGACCUCAUUUUCAAGGUGAAGAUAAAGUAUCCUGUAAUUCCCUUUUCUCUACCUAAACAAACUCAAGUAUCUAAAACCUACCAUUUCUUUAAGGUAUCCUAUAUCUUUCCACCUUUUCUCCAACUUCCUAUAAAAGCUGUCUACAUUUCACUUCCUCUUCUUCUAAAUCCUCUAUAAUCUGGCUUCCAACCUUAUCAUUCGUUUGAAACUUCUCUCCAAAAUUAGCUAUGAUCUUUUAUUGACAAAUCUACUGGCCUUUGCUCAUUCCUCAGCCCCCAUCUGUCUACAACAUUUGACAUUUUAAAACACUCUCCUAUAUUUUUUGUUAGGUUUCUCUUGCUUUUCCUAUUUGUCCGAGUGCUACUAAUUCUUUUCUUGAGAUUCCAUGUCACAACCCCUGACUGAGUAUAAGCCAAACCUCUGUUGUGAUAUGGCAGAGCAUUAUACUUGAAAAUCUAUAAUGAAUGGAGAUUUUACUGAGGCCUCCUGAGGAAGGCCCAUCUCAUUUUCUGAAUAGUUCUACCCAAUCAUUAACAUGUAAUAGGGGAGGAAGAUAUGAAUGUAUGUCUUGAACCUUGUAUCCAGUAGCAAAAAGUUGGAGAUUUAAAUGGAGAGGGUUGGAAGAAGUGGGGAGAGGAGGGAGGGAGGCCAGGGCGAGUUUGGAAUAUGAGGUUUCUUCCUUUCUGGUACUAAAGUAGUCUGCAUUUUUAGAGAGAUUCUUCAGCUCUUAACUACUAUUUCUAUCUGGUUUCUAACCUCUAUUCUCUGUAUUUCAAAGAAAUCACCCACCAGAAUUUAGAGAAAGGAAAAAAAAAAAAAAACAACUCUUUCCAUUGAUUUACUAAAACUUCAGUUUUUAAAGG
Sarcophilus harrisii (Tasmanian devil) is the source of this 11041-nucleotide messenger RNA. RefSeq names its product Rho guanine nucleotide exchange factor 12 (gene ARHGEF12). Gene Ontology annotation, biological process: G protein-coupled receptor signaling pathway; Rho protein signal transduction. The coding region runs from base 148 to 4761 and encodes 1537 amino acids. NCBI's taxonomy places the organism in Eukaryota, Metazoa, Chordata, Mammalia, Dasyuromorphia, Dasyuridae. The transcript has 41 exons. Gene Ontology annotation, cellular component: cytoplasm. The record is from RefSeq and is a predicted model, not a curated record. Gene Ontology annotation, molecular function: GTPase activator activity; G protein-coupled receptor binding; guanyl-nucleotide exchange factor activity.